UUAUUACUAUAUGGUUUCAGUUGACAGAAUCUGUUAGAGACACAAUAGUUGCAAAAAGCUAUUUUCAAAAGGGUUUUACUACUCUUGUAAGCCAGAAUCCACUUACUAUUUGGUUACCUGACUUUUUUUAGUUCAAAGAGUUUUCCUCAUUACACUUUGUAUGUAGCUCCAUUUCCAUAAGAGGGAGAACUGGGGUAUUUAUUUCAUAAUAAUUAUCUGUAUAAGUCUCAAGUUUUGCCAAAUGAAACAUGGAUCACACACAAUAUCAGCCAUUGAUCUUUUUUUUUCUUUUUUUCAUGACAAGAUGAUUACUGAGAAUGAUGUCAUGCUGUAAGAGUUGAUAAUGGAUUAAAGCUGUGUGCCUGGUGGAGUAGAAGUCUUCUAAUGUCAUUAAGAUGCCGGGCAUGAGGCCUUACUCGUGUAUAAAAGUGUGUUCUAGUCUUAUGAAAACCCAACUCAGGAAAUAUGGUUACCAACAAACCUACAUACACCCAAGAAAGUACAAUUCCUCUGACUCAUCACAGACCCAAACAUCUACACAUGAUUUAAUAAAAGAAAUAACUGAGGUGUCUCGUGAUCAUCUUACCCCAGAGAUUGCCCUUCACCUUCUCACACCAAAUUGCCCUUUGUGGCACAGCCGUGGAGAUGAAUGUCCAUUUCCUGAUCCUUUCUGGGCAUUUUACUGGCCAGGAGGUCAGGCCCUUACCAGAUUCAUUCUGGACAAUACUGAUCUGUUCAUUGGCAAAACAGUAGUAGAUGUUGGUUGUGGAUGUGGAGCCUCUUCUAUAGCUUGUCAGAUGGUUGGCGCAUCUCGUGUCAUAGCAAAUGACAUUGACACAGUUGCAGCAAAUGCAGUUUCUUUAAAUGCAGAACUGAACAAUAUUUCUCAAGCUACAAUAACCACCAAUCUCAUUGGUUGCCAUGACAAUAGAUGGGACAUAGUGUUGCUAGGAGACAUGUUCUACAAUGUGGAUUUCGCGGAUACCAUAACAAGAUGGGUGGUCUCCCUUCACAACAAAGGUGUAGCUGUGUUCAUUGGGGAUCCAGGUCGACUACCUUUCGAACAACAUCCACUUAAGUCAGAUUUAAAGAUGGUGGCAGAAUAUUCUCUUCAUGAAAAUUGUCUGAAAGAAAACAAUGGAUUGUCUUCUGGGUUUGUUUGGAAAUAUUAACAUAUAUUGAUUUGAAUAUUUCAUUGGGUUAUUUAUUGUAUAUAAAGCAUUAAAAUGGAUAA
Ylistrum balloti is the source of this 1234-nucleotide messenger RNA. Its product is annotated as electron transfer flavoprotein beta subunit lysine methyltransferase-like. Gene Ontology annotation, cellular component: mitochondrial matrix. The transcript has 3 exons. Gene Ontology annotation, biological process: peptidyl-lysine trimethylation. Gene Ontology annotation, molecular function: protein-lysine N-methyltransferase activity. NCBI's taxonomy places the organism in Eukaryota, Metazoa, Mollusca, Bivalvia, Pectinida, Pectinidae. The record is from RefSeq and is a predicted model, not a curated record. Bases 396 to 1172 code for a protein of 258 amino acids.